Molecule: messenger RNA, 1170 nt
Organism: Thelazia callipaeda (thelaziosis nematode)
Lineage: Eukaryota; Metazoa; Nematoda; Chromadorea; Rhabditida; Thelaziidae
Source: the annotation of a GenBank genome assembly
AUGUACAACGGGGGAAAGAAGAAUGAUAAGAAAGAUAAUGGUGAAUGGCUUUUGCUAUCGAAAUCGUGUACUAAAAGUAUACCGGGCGAAAAAGUAACAAAUAUCUCUCAUGGAAAUUCUGAAGAUUUUCCAGAUUCUGUGAAGAAAAUUUGGAAUGAUUCUGACAAAUAUUUCAGUUCCACUACAUCCGUUCCGCAAACAAAUUAUAGUCAACCAAGUGAGCGCCUGAGCACAGAUGAUUCUGAUCUUGUAGAUGAUUCUACUAGUGUGGCACAACUAUCAACAUGUUCAGCGAUAUCAGUAACUUCUGCUUCUACAUCAUCAUUUUAUCCAACAGUUAACAUUACUAACCGAACAGAAAUCAGUAGCGAACAUCCAGUGGAUAAACGGUUGCAAGAAACACAAGACAACGAGGCUCAUAAUAGGUACGACAAAUACAAGAAAUAUACGACUACGCAAAACCGACUGAAUGAGUUACAUAAAAUUAUUGAGGAGAAGGAAAAACAAGUGAGAAUACUACGAAAUGGUCUUAGUGAUAAAGACUUGGAAAUUGGAAAGUUGUGUAAUAAGAUUAGAGCUUUGGAAUAUAACUGCGAAAGAUUGCAAUCAGUAGUUGAAUCUAUUGGAGAUGAAGCUGAACAGAAUGAAGUAAAAGUAAAAGAACUUUUCAUCGAACGGGAUGGUUUACUUGUAAGGAACGCUUCUUUGUCAAGACAAAUGGAAUUUGAGAAACGAGAAUGGUCUAUCGAACGUGAACGCCUUUCAAUGGAACUUGAUGAUGUCACUCGAGAACUCGAACUACAGAAAAUGAUUUUGAACGGCGAAAGUAUAUCAGAAAUUGUGCAGCGGUGGCAAACGAAAGUUUUUGAAUUGGAAGGAAUGAUUACUGAUAGAGAUCGAGCGAUACGAGCCCAGCGGCUUCGAAUCAGUAAGCUAAAACAAUCAAUAGCAGAAACUGAUCGUAUUUCGCAUUCUAAUUCUUUGGAAUCUCAGACCAAACUCGAUUCUUUUUCCCUUACUUACAUAAAGCAUCUUCUUUUACAAUAUCUCACAAGUUCCGAUGAAGAACGUAUUCCACUGUUGCGAGACGUAUCUAGUGCACUUCAUUUAUCAAAUGAAGAAGAGCGCCAAGUACGGACAAGUCUGAAAAAUAAAAUUCACAUUUCUUAA